Messenger RNA from Camelina sativa (false flax), 1755 nucleotides. The record is from RefSeq and is a predicted model, not a curated record. Lineage: Eukaryota; Viridiplantae; Streptophyta; Magnoliopsida; Brassicales; Brassicaceae.
AUGCGGUCCAACGGAAGCUCUCUGUCAACUAUUGUGAAUAUGCCUAAACCAGACCAAUCUGUGAUGGAUAAUAAUGAGAAUAGGCUUCUAAUAGAUGAGAGAAACUACAGCCGUGAUGAACAAAGAGAGAAUUUAGACAAGUGGUUACGUAUGUCGACCGAAGAGCAACAAAGUGUCUACCUAGAAAUUAUUGAAGCUGUGAAUUGUAACAAGGGAGGUAUGUUUUUUGUUCAUGGAUUUGGUGGUACCGGAAAAACAUUCUUGUGGAGUAUUCUUGGCGCUGAUAUUCGAUCUAGGGGUGAUAUUGUUCUUAAUGUUGCAUCGAGUGGUAUAGCUGCUUUACUUAUGGAAGGUGGUAGGACAGCUCAUUCUAGAUUUGGUAUACCCAUCCAUGUGGACGAAUUUACAAUAUGUUCGAUAGAUGGUAAAUCACAUGUUGCCGAGAGUAUGCGAGAUAUUAUGAAGUGUGAUCGGAUUUUUGGAGGUAAAGUUUUUGUUUUAGGGGGUGAUUUUAGACAAAUUUUACCGGUUGUGCCAGAGGCUGGGAGAGUUGGAACAGUUUUAGCCUCUAUAAACUCAUCAUUGCUUUGGGAUAGUUGUAAAGUACUUCGGCUUACACAAAACAUGAGGCUUCGCAAGGCGAAAAAUAGUCAAGAUGCAGAUGCUCUCUCCACAUUUUCAAAAUGGCUACUCGAUAUUGGGGAUGGCAAGAUCAACGAGCCUAACAAUGGUGAGGUAGAAAUAGAAAUACCCGAGGAUUUAUUGAUUGUUGCAUGUGAUAAUCCUAUAGAAGCAAUUGUUAAACAGAUAUACGGUCCAUCAUUUGCAACAAGGACCGAUGCAAAAUUUUUUUGCGAAAGAGCUAUUCUUAGUCCAAGAAAUGAUGAUGUCGAUAAAAUAAAUCAAUAUAUGCUCUCUCAACUUCCAGGGGAAGAAAGACAGUAUUUGAGUUCAGACAGCAUCGAGACUUCCGAUACAAGUGCAUACGACGAUAUGAUCUACACUCAGGAAUUCUUAAACAGUAUUCACGUUUCUGGAUUACCUAACCAUGUUCUGACGCUAAAAAAGGGAGCACCUAUCAUGUUGCUUAGGAAUAUUGAUCCUAAGGGAGGUUUAUGCAAUGGUACGAGAUUGAUUGUCACACAAAUGGCGAAUCAUGUUAUUGAAGCAAGGAUUGUAACAGGUAAAAGAAACGUCAACGACAAAGUUCUUAUCCCUAGGAUGUUUGUGUCGCCACCGGAUGCAAAGUUUCCCUUUCGUAUGAGGCGUCGUCAGUUUCCCGUUGCUCUUGCAUUUGCGAUCACUAUAAACAAAAGCCAAGGACAGACGUUGGAACAUGUUGGAUUGUAUCUACCCAAGCCCGGUGACACUAUUGAAGCUCCUUAUUUGAAUGAUACACUCGCUAACCUCCCGAAAUAUAUAUACGAUGAUGUUUGUGUGUGUAUAAUGGAUGUUGAAGAUAGAAGACGGCCUGGGAGUAUCAUUGAUAUUAAUGAAGUUGUUCUCACAUUGUUUAAUGGCAGGUGUGACACUGUGAAGUGUCGUCUCAAAGACAACUACGCUACUGAAUUCAGGACCAUAUGGCAAUCAAGCGGGUGCCAUCUCAUAUACAAAUCCGAACCUGUAUUCUGUGUAAUGCGGUUUAUGAGGGUUGGAGAAUAUGAAGGUUCACCAUGUCUUGAAAAUACCUUAAACUCUUCGAAGAUCUUCAUAAAACCAGAGUACGAAGGACUGGAGCAUCAUCAGGCUAUGUAA